AUGGAAGGUCUCUCUUCUACCGCAGAAAUGGAUUGGGAAUAUACCAAUGACAUUGGCUCCAUGGCGCAAACCUUCCCCUCUUCUAAAAUCAGUCCAUAUUUUAGACCACCCUUCGGGACAGAAGGUGCUAGGAUGCGUCAGCGGCUGGUAGCAAACCUUAACAAUGCCAACGCACAUAUCGUGGGGUGGAGUAUCGACGUCGAGGACUGGCUGUGGGCUGAAAGUUCAACGCCAGAGAAACAGCUGGAAGCGUUUAAAAGGGAUUUGAAAGCGGGAGGGAAUCUGGUGGUUAUGCAUUAUCUUUAUGAGAGCACGGUGGGGUAUUUGGAGGAGUUUAUUAGACUUGCGAAGGCGAGUGGGAAGCAGUUGAUGAGGGUUGAUCAGUGUAUGGAGGAUCCGGGGGCGCCGCCGCUUACGUGA
Molecule: messenger RNA, 420 nt
Organism: Sordaria macrospora k-hell
Lineage: Eukaryota; Fungi; Ascomycota; Sordariomycetes; Sordariales; Sordariaceae
Source: RefSeq, a predicted model, not a curated record